Messenger RNA from Paramecium tetraurelia, 1650 nucleotides. RefSeq lists its product as uncharacterized. The transcript is spliced from 4 exons. NCBI's taxonomy places the organism in Eukaryota, Ciliophora, Oligohymenophorea, Peniculida, Parameciidae. The record is from RefSeq and is a predicted model, not a curated record.
AUGGAAAACAAGGAAGAACAACUCCAACUUGAAGUCACAAUUGUAGAAUUAUCAUCUGAUUCUACUUUGUCCCAAUUGUUAGGGUUUCAGAUUAAAUCAAACCAUGCAACAAUUACAACAACCUCAUAUGAAAUAUGCAAAGGGUUGAAUCCAAUCAAUGAAUCCCAUUUAAUUUCUCUAGAAAAUAGAUCUAAUGACUUGAACUACAAUAAAUUGGAGCUCAUCCUUCUUUUGAACAAUGAGGUUGCAGGAAGAGUAUAAUCUAAUUUAACCCGAUUAAUAAAUUCUAAAUUUGAGCUUCAAUAUGAUAAUGAUCCAUAAGCGGAGAUUGAGGAAGAAGUAUUCUUAAAUGACAAUCAAAUAUCCAAUCUAAAAGUUAAGUUAAGACUAAAAGUCCUAAAUCCAAAUGAAGAAUUUUCAUAAAGAACAACCAUUAAUACAGCAUCUUCUGAAAAUUAAUAUGAGCAAAACCUAGUUCUAUCUCAGAUGAGAGAAGAAAUUGAACUUUGGAAAUCCAAAUAUACCAAUAUUGUGAAAGAAUUAGAUUCAUUAGGAGAUGAAUUAUUGGCUUUGUCGAUUAAAGAAAAAGGAAACUUAUAUUCAUACUUAACUACGGAGAUCAAUAUAUUUAGAAAAAUAAUGAAAUCUAAAUUGCAGCAUUUCCUCUAAAUACACGAUAAUUAAGUGGAUCAAAUAUAUUUAUUGAAAAAAGAACUCAAUUCUUACAGAUCUAAAUUAUGUUGCAAAUGUUCAGAACCCUUUUUGAAAAAUAGUUCUUAGAGCCUGUCAGAAAAAAUUCAAUACCUCUCCUCAAUAAUAGACAAAAAAUAAACAGAAUACAUGUAAUUAAUGAAAUCAUUAGAGGUAGAGAAGUAAGAAUAGAAAACCUUAUAAAACACUAUUAAAAUCUUAAAUCAACAACAAUCUCAACUAAGACAAGCCUUGGCUAAGUCGAAGAAGUAAAUCGAAGACAUCCUCAAACUCUAAGCUUAAUAAGAACUAGAAAAUUAAUAGUUACAUAAAGAUCUCACAACUAAGACUUAAAUCAUGAUUUAAUUAAAUAAACGACAUUUAGAAUUGGAGAAAUAAAACUCAAAAAUGAAUUCUGAUUUCACAGAAAUCAUAAAUCUAUAAAAAUAAUGGAGUCUAUCUAUACUCAAAUCAUUUGAAAAUGAAUCUUCUGAAAAAUAACAAUUAGUAGAUGCCCUAAGUGAAUUGAACAUCUUAGUAAAAUCUCUUACUUCUAAAGAGAACUCAAGUUCAGAUUCAAAAUAAGUUAAGGAAUGUCAAUGCAAAAUUGAACAAUAUAUUCACGAUUUUCAUUUAUAAGUAACUUAAUUAGAGCAAUUGCUAAAUCAAUAUAGAAUCAAAUUCCUAAAUUAAAACACAACAUCCAUUUCUAGAAACACAGAUGAAUAAUUUAAAUUUACAUUAUAAUUACCUUUGGAAAAUUUAAAUGAAUAAGGGAUCAAAGAUGCAGAAAUAUCAAAAUAUUUGAAUUACCAAAUGGAAUAAUAUGUUUAAAAUCUGAUUCAAUAGAAAGACGAUGAGAUAACUAAAUUAAAGCAAACAAUAGGCGAUAUGCUCAACCUUGCUUUAGAAUUAGGCAAUUCAGUGUUAAUCGAGUAAAUGUAACUCACAGUAAUGUGA